Messenger RNA from Marmota monax (woodchuck), 1183 nucleotides. It is a transcript of the gene Tagln3, whose product is annotated as transgelin 3. The record is from RefSeq and is a predicted model, not a curated record. Bases 245 to 844 code for a protein of 199 amino acids. Gene Ontology annotation, molecular function: protein binding. The transcript has 4 exons. NCBI's taxonomy places the organism in Eukaryota, Metazoa, Chordata, Mammalia, Rodentia, Sciuridae.
UGGACAGGCUGAGGUUUUAUUUUAGAGUCACUGGCGCGUGGCUGCGCUUUCCUUUCCCGUUUGUAGGUGAAACCCCAUUGGCUUCAUUGGCUCCUUCAUUUAAACCACGCCCGGCUUUCUGCCCGUUUCGCUGCUGCCUGGCCCGGCCGCCCAGCCGCAUCCCAGACCUGUUCGCAGGGAGCCCGGGCGCUGUUGCGGCUGCUAUUGUGUGGAUGCCGCGCGUGUCCUCUCUUCUCUUCCAGAGAUGGCUAACAGGGGCCCCAGUUAUGGCUUAAGCCGAGAGGUACAGGAGAAAAUCGAGCAGAAGUACGACGCGGACCUGGAGAACAAGCUGGUGGACUGGAUCAUCCUGCAGUGCGCCGAGGACAUAGAGCACCCGCCCCCCGGCAGGACCCAUUUUCAGAAAUGGUUAAUGGACGGGACGGUCCUGUGCAAGCUGAUAAACAGUUUAUAUCCACCAGGACAAGAGCCCAUCCCUAAGAUCUCAGAGUCAAAGAUGGCUUUUAAGCAGAUGGAGCAAAUCUCCCAGUUCCUAAAAGCUGCGGAGAUCUAUGGCGUCAGGACCACUGACAUUUUUCAGACGGUGGAUCUAUGGGAAGGGAAGGACAUGGCAGCUGUGCAGAGGACCCUGAUGGCUCUAGGCAGUGUUGCAGUCACCAAGGAUGAUGGCUGCUACCGGGGAGAGCCAUCCUGGUUCCACAGGAAAGCUCAGCAGAAUCGAAGAGGAUUUUCAGAGGAGCAGCUUCGCCAGGGGCAGAACGUAAUUGGCCUGCAGAUGGGUAGCAACAAGGGAGCCUCCCAGGCAGGCAUGACUGGGUAUGGGAUGCCCAGGCAGAUCAUGUAAGGUGCCGCAUCCUGCCCCCCGUAGAGAGGACCAAUGUUCCACCCCACAGUCUCUAUGAAAAAGAAAUAGGUAGUCAGUCACCUUCUGACCUUCUCCUCUUUCUCAAAGCCUCCUCUCCCUGGUUUCUGCAAGUGCUGCAUUUCUGCUGAGAAUCCACGUUGCCUACUGCUGCCACCUUCUGUUCUUUUAGAACUAUGCAAGGACUUCGCUUCCUUCCUCUUACUGAGCUCUUUCUGUGCCCUGAAGUCCCCAUUUGAUUAUUUAUUUAUUUAUUUGCCAAAAAUCUCCCUGGUCAACUUAUAGAACACACCUAAUAAACAAAUUAGUCUUGUGUCUUAA